AUGGCUCUUCUCGCCAUCUUCCUUCUAUCUACUCUCUGCCUCGCACAACUCCAAGACUUCACCCACAGCCAAUGGAAAAUCCCCGGUGCCUCCCUCUCCUUCAAACAGACCAACCUCUGCACCUCGCCCUACACGGGCCACAUCCACCUCCCUCCCAAUCCCACCUCCGCCUUUCCCCACCCAAGCAACAUCUACUUCUUCUAUACUCCAUCGCAGCAUGACCCUUCCACGACCCCUGACCAUCUACCUUGGUGGCGGACCCGGCGCAAGUUCCAUCUCGUCGAUGUACUCCGGGGCAGGACCACGUCUCACUAA
Aspergillus tanneri is the source of this 315-nucleotide messenger RNA. RefSeq lists its product as uncharacterized. Lineage: Eukaryota; Fungi; Ascomycota; Eurotiomycetes; Eurotiales; Aspergillaceae. The record is from RefSeq and is a predicted model, not a curated record. The transcript is spliced from 2 exons. The coding region runs from base 1 to 315 and encodes 104 amino acids.